Molecule: messenger RNA, 546 nt
Organism: Suillus subaureus
Lineage: Eukaryota; Fungi; Basidiomycota; Agaricomycetes; Boletales; Suillaceae
Exons: 3
Source: RefSeq, a predicted model, not a curated record
CUUGAGGAGCAUUGCAAGCAGAAGGUAGCUAGUGUGCAAGGAAACAAUAUUACCAUUGCAAGAGAUGUUUUAUUUACAAUGGAAAGGAUUGUUAAAGAGCUCAACAACUUAUGUGUUCGCACUGGGACCUACAUGACUUUAUUUGUUGUUCACAGACAUGUCAAUGACACCAUUCAAAGCUCGAUGCAUGGGACUAAUAAUUCAGAAGACUUCUGGGAGGAUCAAUGUCAGCAACAUAAAUUCAUGUGUUUAACCCUUUUCACAGUUUUGGUGACCAGCAAGAAAGAUAUUGCUAUGAACUACAAGAACUACAAGACUGCCGUCAGUGAAACCUAUGCUGUCCAGCUGAUAGGAUGGCCCUCCAGCAUUGACUUCAUCAGUCCUUCAAAUAUCAGGAUUAUUGAUGAGAUUCGCAAGCUUUGUGAUGCUCUCAAGGCUCGAACAUGCUACUGGGCUCUGCUUACACCAGCCAAAAUCAAAGCUCACACAGCAGAACUGGACACGCACCAUUCUGCAGGUGAAGUGGUUCAGCAGCCACACAAAAAG